Aspergillus aculeatus ATCC 16872 is the source of this 2889-nucleotide messenger RNA. RefSeq names its product endonuclease III domain-containing protein. NCBI's taxonomy places the organism in Eukaryota, Fungi, Ascomycota, Eurotiomycetes, Eurotiales, Aspergillaceae. Gene Ontology annotation, biological process: nucleotide-excision repair; base-excision repair, AP site formation; base-excision repair. The coding region runs from base 1 to 2889 and encodes 962 amino acids. Gene Ontology annotation, cellular component: nucleus. Gene Ontology annotation, molecular function: oxidized pyrimidine nucleobase lesion DNA N-glycosylase activity; DNA binding; DNA-(apurinic or apyrimidinic site) endonuclease activity. The transcript has 2 exons. The record is from RefSeq and is a predicted model, not a curated record.
AUGCGCACCUCUCGCACAGCCAAGGAGACGGCCAGAGUCGUUCAGGCCCUGUCGCCCCCUGGCCGUCGGCAAACACGCAGCUCAUCGGCUCAUGCCAGUGUGCUGCGCAGUUUUGCCUUCAACGGUGGCUCCAAUGCAUCUGCGUCUGCAUCUGCAUCUGUGCCUGCGUCUGCGGAGGCAGUGAGCGACGACGAUGACACGUCGUCGCUGUCAUCGGUUCCAACUGUCGAUAUCGAGGAUAUCUUGGAGCCUCCUGCCAAGCGGCGGAAGAGCGCGUUGAGCGCCCCUUCGGCCCGCGGCUCGCGGACUCGUUCUGCGCGCACGCCUGCAGAUGCUACCCAGACAUCCCUUAAAGUUGAAACCACUGUCAAAGAGGAGGUUUUUGAGAAGCCUGCGGCCAGAUCCCGCCGCGUGCCUGCCCGGAAGGUCAAGGUCGAGGAUGGCACCUACACGGUAGAGCCUCCGUCCAACUGGGAGACCAUCUAUACCACCGUGAAGAAGAUGCGCGAGGACAAUCCGACCGCCCCAGUCGACACUAUGGGCUGCGCUGAGCUCUAUUGGCGCGCGUCGUCGCCUCGAGAUCGCCGCUUCCAGACCCUCAUUGCUCUGAUGCUGUCGUCGCAGACCAAGGAUACGGUGACGGCCGUGGCCAUGCAACGAUUGCACACAGAGCUUGGGGAUGGACCUCCAGUUGUCAUCAAGGCCGAGCCCAACGACGACAACUACGAUAGCAAGGCACUAGAGCCUAUGCAGGACAGCACUCUGAACCUGGAGAAUAUCCUGGCCGUAUCGCCGGAACGGUUGAACGAGCUGAUUCGCACCGUGGGCUUCCAUAACAACAAAACCAAGUAUAUCAAAGCCGCUGCCCUCAUUCUCCGCGAUCAGUAUGACUCCGAUAUCCCGUCGACACCGACUGAGUUGAUGAGCUUGCCGGGGGUCGGGCCGAAGAUGGCAUUCCUGUGUAUGAGUGCUGCUUGGGGCAAGCACGAAGGCAUUGGCGUUGACGUUCACGUGCACCGUAUCACCAACCUCUGGGGAUGGCACAAGACGAAGAAUCCGGAGGAGACUCGUAAGGCUCUGGAAUCGUGGCUGCCAAAGGACAAAUGGCAUGAGAUUAACAAGUUGCUGGUUGGACUGGGGCAGACGGUCUGCUUACCUAUCGGCCGGCGGUGCGGCGACUGUGACCUCGCAGGGACGAAGUUGUGCAAGAGCGAGAUUCGAGGAAUGGCUUCCAAAGUAAAGAAGACGACGGUAUACAAGGCAGAAAGUGGUGAUGCCCCGCAGCCGUUCAAUACUUCGAUCGAUGUUCCGGCCGCGGUUCUCCCUACCUUUGAGGAUGCCUUCUUCACUUUCCUUGAACGUGGAUGGAUGCUUUCUGCGAACGAUCCCGAGAAACAGGUUGCUCAAAGUGAGGUGGUCGUCCCGAAACCACGCAUCACGUUCAUGGAACUCCCGCACGUGGCUCGCGUCAAGAUCCUCGAGUAUGCUGGACUGCUGCGGAACUGUGUGAUAAACAUUCGAUACGAGGCUGUACGCAGAAAGCACAAUGGUGGUGUCUGUCUGAAAGGGGAUCAUCGUCAUUAUAUUGCUCCAAGUCCAGGGAUCUGGAUAGAGCGCGACUGCAAUCACCCGAAACUGCCUGUCGAGCUCUUCAGUAUCUCUCGUGCUACUCGUGAAGAAGCCGGCGCAGUCUUCUUCUCCCGCAAUCGGUUUAACGCACCCCUCUCCAGCAGAGCUGACUACAAUUCCUUUGAAUCCUCGUUUGAAUGGGGACUCCACCGCCUGCGUUACUUGCACUUGGACUUGAGCCCGAGAGAACACCGCUACCUCAAGCUGGCCGGUGGAGUCCACAGGACGUCUCUACGGAUCUGGAUCAGCUUCUGCCUGCUGGCUCAUUCUAAAAUGCACGGCCUGAAGUAUUUUAGUAUGACAUGCAAGGUGCGCGAGCUGGAGGUCGCCCAGAGACUCAUGCGUGAGAUGAAUCCAUUCCCAGUUCUGCUCCAGUGCGCGUUCCACUUUGGUCACAAUUAUGAGGAACACACUCAGAAGGUGAUUCGUCGUGCUGCUUUGAGGGUGACGAAUACUUUGGCAGUCAAGCCUCAGUUUCCGUACUUCCGUCUUCCCCGGGAGAUACAGAUCAUGAUUUUGGAGCUGCUCCUGGUCGACCAUCCAGACCCAUUCCUCCCAAGGGUGGAGAGCUUGAGAGGUGUCAUCUCGCUCCAGGAUCGUAAGAAAGCCAUGCGACCCAGCAGCUUCCUGUCCAUGAAUUGCUGCCUGACCUGCUCUCCUGUUGGGGCGGUUUGUUUCUGCCGUGGCCGUCACACAGCUUUUUCGACCUCCUGCAGCUGCCUUGAGAGCCCGCUCAACUACUUCCUUGUCAGCCGAGACUUCUAUCGGGAUGCCCGCCAGAUAUACUACUCCCGUAACAAAUUCGCAUUCCUGGAUGAAGACCCGGAGUUCAUGCUGCAGUUCCUUCACAAGCUCCCGACCUCAACCACGGAGCUCAUGCGGCACCUGAUUCUCAAGUUUCCGUCCCACUACCGUGGUACUCCUCGCACAGGACCCCGCUCCGACGAAUCGACCCUACUCUGGUGGUCGGUGCUGCGCCGCUUCAUCCGCGAGCACUUCAAGAUCCCGAACCUGUCAUUGACCAUUGUGGAUAUGGGCUGGAAAGGGAUGGUUUCCGGUGAGCCCCGGCGCCGUUACCUGAAGAAGCUGCUAGAUGGGAUGCUCGAGCUUCGAGGGUUGCGUGACUACCGUCUGUAUCUCUCCGAGAACCACGAACUGGCAAAGGACAUGGAAAUGCGGAUGCUGGGGGAGAUCGUAUAUCAGCGGGCUCGCGGAGUGGCGCCCUUCAGUGGUCCGAAGAACUCACAGCAUGCGCAUUGA